CAAACAGUCAGUCGAUUCCUCAAUCGUGAUAUUUCAACAUCCCUAAAGAUGAGACUGAUUAUUAGCAGUACCAUUGUUGGCUUCCUGAUAACGAAUAGCGUCCUCUGUGAAACCCAUCAGGAUCAGAAUCAGCACGAAGAUUCCUUGAAGUUGAACCCGGCUUAUUCGGGUACCCGCAACAGGAUCCUGAAUCAAUUACCUCAAGAUGUUCUCAAGUUUCUGGAGACGUUAUCACAUCUCCGCAGGACAACAAUGUUCAAGGAAAACUACCUUGCGGAUACUUCGAACUGGAAUGACCUGACAAGUAUAAACAGUGAACUGAUGGUUAAACGAGAUCAGCUCAGUUAUUAUAAAUGUUACCUAAAUCCUGUUUCGUGUUUCCGGAAAUGACAUAAUCAGUAAUGUCCCCGGCAACUAGACCUAACGGAAUAAUCGAACCUACAACAGUAUUGCAAUCGUUAUAUAAUUAAUUUAUCUAUAACUUAAUAAAUAAUCAACUAAAUUAAGCCAGCACUAUAAUAUAGUCGGUAUUCGACUACAGUGUCCGAAUGUCAGACGCAUUUGAUAGUAGAUAAAAUUAAAAAAUAUAUGAAGCCUGUGCGAAUCCGAAUAGCCAUUCUGUUUAAAUUGAACGGAAAAGAGAGGAAGAGCUAGUACCGAA
Cephus cinctus (wheat stem sawfly) is the source of this 661-nucleotide messenger RNA. RefSeq lists its product as uncharacterized. Bases 49 to 390 code for a protein of 113 amino acids. Lineage: Eukaryota; Metazoa; Arthropoda; Insecta; Hymenoptera; Cephidae. The transcript is spliced from 2 exons. The record is from RefSeq and is a predicted model, not a curated record.